This is a messenger RNA of Leucoraja erinaceus (little skate), 2205 nucleotides long. RefSeq lists its product as uncharacterized. Bases 326 to 1516 code for a protein of 396 amino acids. Lineage: Eukaryota; Metazoa; Chordata; Chondrichthyes; Rajiformes; Rajidae. The transcript is spliced from 4 exons. The record is from RefSeq and is a predicted model, not a curated record.
GUUUAGAGAUACAGCGCAGAUACAGACAUGGCCCUUCGGCCCACCGAGUCUGUGCCGCCCAGCAAUCAUUUGAUCCUACACAUUAGACACAAUUUACAGAGGCCAAUUAACCUACAAAUCUGCGUGUCUUUGGAGUGUGGAAGGAAACCGGAGCAAACUCCAUACAAACAUACAAACUCCAUACACACAGCACCCAUAGACUCUAAAUAUGAUUUUUGAAAUUUAAUGCAUUUAAAUAUAUCUUCCCUGCUUAUGUGGUCAAUCGCUCCUAAAAUAAACACGAGUGCUUGUGUUUGUUAAACAGUAACUAUUGCUCAAGAGACUAAUGCACUUUGUCAGAGUGUUUCGUUCUGCGCUAUCAGUUGCACAGGAAGUUCAACUCGUGUGGGUGGGGAGGUUCACCGCAAACACAACACACGUCUCAGCUAAGGAUCCAGAACUGCUGCAAAAUAUCCGCAGGACGAUGGAUCUGAAUAUAUCUGCAAGGAUUGAUCAAUUAGAGAAGCCCCUGCAAGAAUAUUAUAGAAGAAUCAUCAGGAAAGAUUCAGACAAAAGGGAAGUAAAACAAACGUUGCAGUCCACGCUGAAAAAGAUGCUUGAAUUUAUUCAUGAGCGGGACAAGUUGUUUGCAAACUACUUCAUUCUAGUUGGGAGUGUCGCGGACGGAACCAAAACAGAAGCAGUGAAUGAACUUGAUGUCCUCAUUCCCCUACAGUUGGGCAAACUCAAGGUUGCCCCUGGUGAUCACCAUUUAAACCUGUUUGGAGUCCAUGAGCAUGUUGAUGGAGAAUGGAGAUGGCUUUCUCACGAUCAAACCAUUUUGAGGUUGUAUAAUUUGGUAAACGAAUACAAAGAACUUUACUACAAGAAUGAUCAUGGCUUUCAAGUUACAAAAAAGAAGGUGCUAGCUUCAGCUUUGCCUCUGAUGAUCAACUGGAUAAGUAUUGACAUGGUACUUUGCAUUGAAAAUGCCCUAUCUUUCUCCGAUGUGAAGUGGCCUUUCCCAAGCUGGCUGUGUGGCAAGUCAAAGUGGCUGAGCUGUGAACAACAAGAGCAAAUCAAAAGCAUUGGGAUAGAUAUGACCUGCCAGGGAUUAUACUGGAGACCUUCCUUCUCAAGAAUCGAUGCUUUUGUAUUUGGGGAGAUAGAUGGUAAAGGAGGCUACUGUAAAAAAGCCUUCAAAAUAUUAAAAUCUCUCAAUAGUUAUUAUUGGACCGUGGAUCAGCUGUGCAGUGACUACCGAGGAAAGACAAAACCUUUUCUCAACUCCUUUUUUAUGAAGAUUCUCUAUUUACAUACAAGAGAAAAGUACCCAGAACCUCAUCAGUGGAACACGUUGUCAAAGUCAUUUUGCAACUUUUUGGAUGUUUUAAAUGACUGCUGUAACCACAAGUGCCUGCAUCACUAUUACCACGCCGAUGUCAACCUUUUCGAACGUGUUGCAGAUAAAACAUUUCAAUGGUUGCAAGGAAAAAUACACAAUAUUCUGGAAGAUCCAGAAAAUGAACUCGACUAAUCUGCUUGGAAGUAGGAACAAAAAAAAUCAUGGCAUUUCAUUCAAGUCCCAAAGGAUUCCGACCUUCUGCAACAGCUCAUUCCAUACACCCGCCACUCUUUGUGUGGAAACAUUACCCCGUAGAUUUUUAUAUAGUCUAAGUAUAAUCAUUCUAGAUGCUUGUUGAAUUCUGCAGUUAAAGGCUUUGCACUAACAUAAGAGUCUUUAUUUCGAAUGGUUAAAUGUUAUUCCAUGAAAAUCAUCGCUCUUUAUGUCAAGAGUGUUUUAUUGUCAUAUGGUCCGAAAUGGAACAAUGAAUUUUGCAACAGCACAACAGAUGUGUAAACAUGGGGAAAAACAUUUUUCAUCCAGAGAGUUGUGAAUCUGUGGAAUCCUCUGCCACAGAAGGCAGGGAAGGACAAUUUACUGGAUGUUUUCAAGAGAGAGUUAGAUUUAGCUCUUAGGGCUAACGGAAUCAAGGAAUAUGGGGAGAAAGCAGGAACGGGGUACUGAUUUUGGAUGAUCAGCCAUGAUCAUAUUGAAUGGCGGUGCUGGCUCCACAAUAAGUGCCAGUGUUGAUCCCUGACCAUUUAUAACCAUAACUCCUAUCCCCAGAUGCCUUUGUGCUCAGUCAGAUUUGAAGGAUUCUCCUGUGGUUAUCUUGUGAGAGAUGUAAAUUUCAUGGGAAACCCAAAAUGUAUUUAAUACAU